Messenger RNA from Phytophthora infestans T30-4, 816 nucleotides. Its product is annotated as mannose-P-dolichol utilization defect 1 protein. Lineage: Eukaryota; Oomycota; Peronosporomycetes; Peronosporales; Peronosporaceae. The coding region runs from base 1 to 816 and encodes 271 amino acids. The transcript is spliced from 2 exons. The record is from RefSeq and is a predicted model, not a curated record.
AUGGCGAAGAUGCCUCAAGUUUGCGCGGCACUGGCGCUGGCCACAGCGAUGCUGGCGAGCUCGACGAUGGCGGAGAAGAAAGCCGACGACGAGCUUGUCCUGGGGCUAUUCACUCCUCGUUGCUUCGAGGCGUUUGUCACCCACCACGACUUUGGCCACGUAGAGUGUAUCAAGGCAGUGAUCAGCAAGGGUCUGAGCUACGCGAUCAUCACAGGCAGCCUUAUCCUCAAGCUGCCACAGAUCCUCAAGAUCUUGAGCGCCAAGGACGUCACGGGCCUCACGCCCAGCGCCUUUUACAUGGAAGUGGUGCUUUACCUGUCUAGUACCAUCUACAACGUGCUGCGUGGCUACCCUCUGUCGACAUGGGGCGAGAAUGUGGUGAUCCUAGCGCAGAACAUCAUCCUGGUGCUGCUGCUCUGGUCGUUCUACACGCCCAAAAUCGCUGUGUCCCCGCGAUUCGGUCUCGUAUUGGCAUUCGCGGCCAUUGCGGCUGGUAUGUUCUCCAUUCCCGACGAGUAUCAGUGGCUACUGGCGUCCGCGGGAAUUCCCGUGAGCAUUGUGGCUAGAAUCCCGCAGAUCUUGUCGAACUUCAAACAGGGCCACACGGGGCAGUUGGCGUUGAUCACGUUGGUGCUUAACUUUGCCGGCUCCAUCGCUCGCUUGUUCACGACGAUGCAGGAGACUGGCGACCCGGUGCAAGUCGCUGGCUUCGGUGUGGCCAUCCUGCUUAAUGGUACACUGGUACUGCAGGUGUUGCUGUUCUGGGGCGCUACCAACAAGGCUUUGGCCCAGGCGACCAAGAAGAAAGACCAGUGA